This is a messenger RNA of Nerophis lumbriciformis (worm pipefish), 6138 nucleotides long. RefSeq names its product fibronectin leucine rich transmembrane protein 2 (gene flrt2). Lineage: Eukaryota; Metazoa; Chordata; Actinopteri; Syngnathiformes; Syngnathidae. The record is from RefSeq and is a predicted model, not a curated record. Gene Ontology annotation, molecular function: protein binding.
GUGUGUGCAAGUAGCGCACACGUCUCACUAUCAAGUGGAUCCAUCAGAGAAAAACAAGUCCGUGGAAGUCCUCUUGUGCCACCGACUCUAACGUGGAAGUUGAUCCCACUAAAAGAACUCACCGGGCGGACGCGGGCCACCCAGCCGCCAUGGCGCGCGAUGCAGCCGGCGGCGGACACCUCCAGGAGUCGGUCCUCCUCCUCCUCCUCCUCGCGGUUCUGCUCGAGCGGACGGGAGUCGCUGAAUCCGUCUUGGCACUGAGUUAAAAGCAAAAAAAAAAAAAAAAAAGGCAAAGAAAAAAAGAAAGUAAGGAUUAUAAAGGCAAUUAUGCUGCGGCGAGGGUCGAUCGGAAGCUGCGGGCACCAGCGGCACCAGACGGACCUUCAUUCCGCAUGAUCCUGCCCGGGGGAAGGAGACCGAGAGGCGGGCGAAAAGUUGGACGCAGUCGCGGCUUGGAGGACGGAUAAGGACUCGGCAAAGGUCUCUGGUUCCAAAUGCCACCCUCCUUGGACUCUGCCCCAGUGGGGGAACGGCAGCGGUGUGUGACGGACAGGCGAGCAGAGCCUGCGGUGGCUUCAGACCGGUCCCGGAGCAACCAGUGAAGAAGCCCUGCCUUGGUCUGACGUCCCGGCACGGAUGGAGUUGCUCAAAGGACUGACCAAUGAGACCACUGAUCGUCAUUCGAGGACUACAGGAUUACAUCCGCAUUUUCCCCGUCGUUUCAAAGUAACCGACAUUACCGAACGCUCCCUGGUGGACUUUUUUUUUUAAGUUUGGUAUUUGGUGGUUUUAGCCAUCAUUGCCAAUUUGAUUCACUCGGCCACAGUUCUUUUUUUAUUGUUGGGUUUCCCGGUUUCCGCUUUUUUUUGGUUCCACUAUGGAGUUUCUGGCCGGACCCUGGAAUAAGGAUUGGACUUCAUUCUUGCAGUUUUGGUUGACUGUGAUCCUAAGCCUUCAAACGCAAUUCAGCCCAGGUGCCUCGUGUCCGGACGAGUGUCGUUGUGACAAGUUAUUUGUGUACUGCAAUGAACGCAGCCUGACAUCAGUGCCUCUGGGUGUACAGGAGGGCUACACUGUGCUCUACCUGCACAACAACCAGAUCAACAAUGCUGGCUUCCCCCUCGAACUUCACAAUCUGGCCUCCGUGGAGACUGUGUAUCUCUAUGGCAACCAGCUGGAUGAGUUUCCUAUCAAUCUGCCCAAAAACACCAGAGUACUGCAUCUCCAGGAGAACAAUAUUCAAACAAUCUCCAGGGCAGCGCUAGCACAGCUGACUCGUUUAGAGGAGUUGCACCUUGAUGAUAACUCCAUCUCCACAGUGGGGGUGGAAGAAGGGGCCUUUAGGGAGGCACUGAGCCUCAAACUCCUCUUCCUCACCAAGAACCACUUAAGCAGUGUUCCCAUCGGCCUCCCAGAGGACCUUAAGGAGCUGCGAUUGGACGAGAAUAGAAUCGCCGUCAUCGCAGAGGAGGCCUUCCAGAAUGUGACCCGUCUGCAGCGCCUCCUGCUGGACGGGAACCUGCUGACGGACGAGGGCAUCGCACCAGGGACCUUCCAGGGGCUGGCCAGCCUCCGUGAGCUGGCGCUGGCCCGCAACUCCCUCACGUUCCCCCCUCCCCUUUUACCGAGCCAGUCGCUGGUCAAGCUGAGCCUGCAGGAGAACCAGAUCGACCAGAUCCCAGUGGCGGCUUUUGCCGACCUCAACAGGCUGGAGAGGUUGGACAUUUCCAGCAACCAACUUCAGACGCUGACGCAGGGUGUGUUUGACGGCCUGUCCAGCUUGAGGCAUCUCAUGGUGCGGAAUAACCCGUGGCGCUGCGACUGCGCGGUGAAAUGGGUGGUGGUGUGGCUCAAGUCGUUGCCUUCCGCCAUAAACGCCAGAGGGUUCGUGUGUCAGAGUCCGGACAGGGUGCGCGGCAUGGCGAUCCGAGAGCUCACGUUGGAUAUCAUCGAAUGCCCGGUCGACGCCGAGCAACCGUCGUGGCCUACCAUUCGCUCCACGCCUCCUCCGCCGCCCACCACCACCCCUCUCACCACCAUGAUCUCCACUCUUUCAACCACAUCCAUUCCGGACUACUUAGACUCACCUUCCCCACCCUUACCCCCGAUCUAUAACAAUCCUCCCGGGCCCCUUCCUCCUUACGAGGACCCUCUUCAAAUCUCCUUCCAUGUGGUCAACUCCACCAGCAUCGACGUAAGCUGGGCUUCCUAUUUCACCGUCACAGCCUACAAAGUCACCUGGGUCAAAAGGGGCCAAAGCCAAAUAAACGAAGGGAUGCAGGAGCGGACAGUGAGCGGCGUCCAACGGCACACCAGCCUCGCCGAUCUGGAACCCCGGUCCGUGUACCGGAUUUGCGUGCACGUUCUGGACACCCAUAAUUCCUACAGACCUGGAGAGGAUACAAUAUGCUCUGAGGCCAGGACCAAGGCUGCCUCUCCGACUAAGUCUCCCGGUUCGGGGCAAACGCCAAAGGAGAGCGUUAACUCCACGUUGUUAAUGGCCGGCAUCAUCGGCGGGGCGGUGCUGGUCAUCUUGGUCACGCUCCUCAGCCUGUUUUGCUGGCACAUGCACAGGAAGAGCCGGUCGGCUUCGGCAAAGUGGAAAUACAACCGCGGCCGCAGAAAAGACGACUACUGCGAGGCCGGGACCAAGAAGGAUAACUCCAUUCUCGAGAUGACUGAAACCAGCUUCCAGAUAGUGGCGCUGAACAACGAGCAGCUGCUCAAGGGCGAUUUCCGCAUCCAGCCCAUCUACACGCCCAACGGGGGGAUCGGAUUUAGAGACUGUCAUCUCAGUAACAACAGCUUGGCCUACUGCAAGAGCAGCAACGUGCCCAGUACCGAGUUUUGCCACACGUGACGAUGCGGCACUCCCACAAACUGGAGAUGACAAAUACAAACAAUACACACGCUGUUUGUGUAGACUACAACAGAAACGCUUACAAAAUCAUAGUAAAAUAUUAACUGUACUAUAUAUAUAUAUAUAUACAUAUAUAUAUAUAUACAUAUAUAUAUAUUUCCAAGUUCUGUCAAUGAUGUAAUUUAUACUGUGGAUAAUAACGUGGGGAUCUCUGCUAUCUUUUUUAUUCAUAGGAAAAAACGAGAUCCAAGUGUUUUGGCUUUUUUUUUUUUUUUCUUAAAAACAGCAGGGUUUCGAAAGUUGUUUUAAUGCUCAUUAUCGUACAUAAACACACGAUUUGUACAAUCACGGCACUUCCGGGGGUGUAGCUUCUGACAAACGCUGUCAGCCUCGGAACACUUUGCUAACCACAGAAGCAAAAAAAAAAAAAAAAAAAAAUGUUUUUUAUUUUAAGACGUUAAUACAUCACAAUACACAAAACAGCUGAUGGCAGCACUUUGGAAAGAGCACGGCUGGUGGAAUGUUGGAUAAAACUGCACUAUUUAGAGAAAAAAAAAAUAUCCAUGUUAGCAAUACUUGUAACGAUAUCAAAAAUCGUGACCAAAAUGAUCACGUUCAUUAUUAUUAUUAUUAUCCCGAUACUGUUGAAUGUCCUCAUAAAGUACACACACUAACAAUCUUUAUCUUUUAACCUUUUUUCAUUUGUAAAGUUUUUCCACGCAUUUUUACCGAUAAGAGGUAGAAUUCGGAUUCACAAUCGAUUCUCCAUUCAACAGAAUUCUUCUUUAUAAGCGGGGGUGCUGAAAAAAAACCCAAAAUUAUGCGCAUUCGCGAUCCAAUCCAAAUUGUGAUUAUUAUUUGUACCGAUUUUGAAUCGAUUCAGAAUUGUCGAAAAUCGUUUAAAAAAAAAAAAAAUACUAUCGAUUUUUGAAAAUACCGUAUUUUCCGCACCAUAAGCCGCCCUGGGUUAUAAGCCGCGCCUUCAAUGAACGGCAUAUUUCAAAACUUUGUCCACCUAUAAGCCGCCCCGUGUUAUAAGCCGCAUCUAACUGCGCUAAAGGGAAUGUCAAAAAAACAGUCAGAUAGGUCAGUCAAACUUUAAUAAUAUAUUAAAAACCAGCGUGAUGUGGGCGCGCAUGGAGUCGUAUAUCAACAUGGACGGAGCUGCGUCGUAUAUCAACAUGGACGGAGCUGCGUGAAAAAAGCCACCCGGCCUCUUCGCGUAAACUUACCUUAACCACUCGCUCAUCUUUUCUUCAUCCAUCCAUCCCUUCGAGUUAGCUUUUAUGAUGACGCCGGCUGGAAAGGUCUCUUUUGGCAAGGUCUUCCUUUUGAAUAUCACCAUGGGUGGAAGUUUCUGGCCAUUAGCAUGGCAAGCUAGAACCACAGUGAAGGAUGACUUCUCAUUCCCUGUGGUGCGAAUAUUCACCGUACGUGCUCCCGUUGUAUCCACAGUGCGGUUCACAGGAAUAUCAAAAGUCAGUGGAACCUCGUCCAUGUUGAUAAUGUUCUCUGGCCGGAUCUUUUUUUCAGCUAUCUUGUUUUUACAAUAUGCACGGAAAGUAGCCAGCUUUUCUUGAAAGUCUUUAGGCACUUGCUGUGAAAUAGUAGUCCGUGUGCGGAUGGAGAGAUUGCGUCUUUUCAUGAACCGGAAAGCUGCCGCUUAGUAGGAGCCAUUUUGUGGUCUUUACAGAUGUAAACACACAAAGGAAAUGAAACGUAAUAUCCGCGCGCUUCUUCUUCUUCUUCUACGCGGGCGGGUGGUUGCUUACAGUAGAAGAAGAAGCGCUUCCUGUUCUAUGGGGGCGGGUGCUUACCUUGGCGGUUGCUUGCGUAGAAGAAGAAGCACUUCCUCUUCUACGGGGAAAAAAGAUGGCGGCUGUUUACCGUAGUUGCGAGACCGAAACUUUAUGAAAAUGAAUCUUAAUAUUAAUCCAUAUAUAAAGCGCAUCGGGUUAUAAGCCGCACUGUCAGCUUUUGAGUAAAUUUGUGGUUUUUAGGUGCGGCUAAUAGUGCGGAAAAUACGGUAGUUUAAAUUGUAUACUGUAACCUGUUUUGAAAAAUGUUUCAUUAUAAUUUAUACACCAAAUAAUAUAUUGUAAGAAUCGUGUUGAUCGAGAAUCGAUACUAAAUCGAAUAAUCACUUCAUGAAUCGUAGCAGAAUGAUUCGUUGUAGGAAUCACGUCCCUAGUUAUGUGGUAUGAGAAAAAAUACAAAAAUAAAUAGGGGUUUUAAUUUUUGGGUACCGAACGAUUCGAUCUGAUUCCGAGUCCUGGGGUGACGAUUCGAUUCAGAAUCGAUAAUCGAAUCAACACAAUUCUCGAUUCAAACCGAUUUUUGCAAUCUAUUAUUAGGUUAGAAAAGUUCCUUCUGGUUGCAUGAAAAUGGUCUAAAACAUAUUUUAAAAAAAUAUAUUCUUAAUAAAAAAAAUUAAAAUUUCUUUUACAAUUUUUUAAAGAUUUUCAAAAUUAUGAAUCAAUUUAAAAUCCGGAUGAAUAAGAAUCGCAAUUUUUGGGUGUGAAAUGAUUUUUUUUGUGCACCCCUAUUAAUUACAGUCAAAUCUUUUGAAAAGCGCCUUUUGGCUGCUAACGUGUGAAAUACAAGCGCAGAGGGGCAAAAAAACCAAAAAAAAUUUAAAAUCCAUUUAAAAAAAUUUGGAAUCAGUUUACAAUUAAUAUGAAUAAAUAUUAUAUUUAUUUAAAAUAUUUUACAGCACCCCUAAUGUCUGGUUUAUGCGACACCUCCGUGUCAUAUUCCUGCGAGUAUUCAAGUUUAUUGGGGUAUGUCAUUAAUUAGUGGGGAAAGACGUUAGCAUGUUAGCAUGUUAGCAUUUUAGCGAGCCGGCGAUGAGCGCCAGCUUGCUUCCCCAGUAAAUGAGUACCAUCACCGGUCGGUGAGUUUACAAAGUGCGGUUAUCAAUCACGGUUUCACUAUCAGUUUCAUUUAAAACGGUAAUGCUGUCCGUCUAGAGUUUUGCCACGGUUUGUCUUUGACAUUGUUAUGAGGAAUCAUGGAAGGGGAAUCCCAAAAGUGCCUUCGACUCUAAUAUCGUCCUUGCUCUGGUUGUCUACAGUCGAGCAAAGACGAGAUUUAUUUAAGGGACAUUUUUUUGGAAAAAUCGUAUCUGUCCAGUCAUAAAGUUAUACAAUUAUUUAAAAUCCAUUAUCAAACAGAAGAGCAAUCAAUGUGACCGUCACUUUAACAAAAAGCAUGUGACCGAUACAGCUGCUGCGGCGAUUGACCACGUUUGUCAGAAAGCGCUUCUGACAUUUUGUACG